Messenger RNA from Aspergillus pseudonomiae, 1267 nucleotides. RefSeq names its product alkylmercury lyase family protein. The transcript has a single exon. Gene Ontology annotation, molecular function: alkylmercury lyase activity. Bases 140 to 817 code for a protein of 225 amino acids. The record is from RefSeq and is a predicted model, not a curated record. NCBI's taxonomy places the organism in Eukaryota, Fungi, Ascomycota, Eurotiomycetes, Eurotiales, Aspergillaceae.
CGAGUACUAUAUAAAAAGGACAAAGCGGCGUCAGUGCUUUCUUAAGCUUUCGUUCACAGAGCACUAUAUCCAGACAAACACGAAACAUAAAAGAUUAUUAAUCCCUUACAACAUUGAAAACAGCAAUUCCUAUGUCAUCAUGAACAAUUCAAGUCUGCACGAAGCCAUUAUCUCCUCGUUUCUUACGAACCAGCGCCCUCCGACUAUCAGCGAGAUCGCCACCCGUUUCCAAUGCAGUGAAUUGACGGCGCGGCAGGGACUGCAAGCGUUGGCAGAAUACCACGGCGUUGUGCUCCACCCACAUUCUGACGAGGUCUGGGUUGCUCACCCGUUCUCAGCAGCACCUACAACCUGUAUUGUUUCCUCGGGCGAGCGCAAAUGGUGGGGCAACUGCGCUUGGUGCUCGCUCGGGGUGAUGCAGCUCAUUGGCUGCACCGCUACCCUCACGACGAGACUUGGUGCUAUUGGGGACGAAGUAUCUAUCACUACCAAGAAUGGAGAGCUAUUAGACAAAGAUUAUGUUAUACACUUUCCAAUCCCAAUGCGUAACGCCUGGGACAACGUUAUAUACACGUGCUCGGUCAUGUUACUGUUCCGCAACGAAGCGGAGGUGGACGAAUGGUGUUCCACUAGGGGCAUACCUAAAGGGGAUGUGCGGCCAAUUGAGCAAAUCUGGAAAUUUGCUACUGAAUGGUACGGACGCCAUGCCGAUGCGGACUGGACGAAGUGGUCAUCGCGCGACGCGGUGGAGAUGUUUCGCCGUCAUAACCUAACGGGUCCAAUUUGGGCGAUAGGGGACGACGCAGAGCGCUUUUGAGCGCCAUAUCAUAAUGAGGACAGUAUGCUGCCUUCAUAACGUAACUAUUGCUCAUGAAAAUCAUGCGUCUCCUGCCCUGCCAUGUAUUUGUUCGCGCGGUCGAGGGAUCUUUGAUGAUGACCGUAAAUACUGUAAUCCGCCCUUCACCGGGUCUUGAAGCCAUAGUUGUGGAACGUUCGCCCUUCCUUCUACACACCCGUCCGGCCAAUUAUGUUUCGAUCCAAGGGCUGAGUGUGCCGAUGGAGGUACAUGGGAUGAACAACUUCCAGAUUGUGUCCACUACCAGAUCGAGUGGGAGGGCUAAAUCAAAUAAUCGAGGUAUGGUGAAGGACACAGAGCAAGAUUUGACUCUCCUCAUGCUUAGGACCUUAUCUAGAAUAUUCUGCAAGAUACUAAACAAGCACACAGUAUUUCUACAUCGACUUAUUUGACGAUAUAAUUCAGUACAAU